Messenger RNA from Colletotrichum graminicola M1.001, 951 nucleotides. RefSeq lists its product as uncharacterized. The record is from RefSeq and is a predicted model, not a curated record. Gene Ontology annotation, cellular component: peroxisomal membrane. Lineage: Eukaryota; Fungi; Ascomycota; Sordariomycetes; Glomerellales; Glomerellaceae. Gene Ontology annotation, molecular function: FMN transmembrane transporter activity; AMP transmembrane transporter activity; NAD transmembrane transporter activity. The transcript has 3 exons. The coding region runs from base 1 to 951 and encodes 316 amino acids.
AUGUCCAAGCCAGCGCUCCCACAGAACGACAAUGUCGCCCAUGCCCUCGCGGGCGCUGGCGGCGGUCUCCUCUCCAUGGCCUUGACCUACCCCCUCAUCACCCUCUCGACCCGCGCCCAAGUGGAAUCCAAGCGCGCCGACACGGCUUUCCUCACGGCUGUCCAGAAGAUUGUCGCUCGUGAGGGCGUGUCGGGACUCUACUCCGGUCUCGAGUCCGCCCUUUUCGGCAUCAGCGUUACCAACUUCGUCUACUACUACUGGUACGAGUGGACCCGCGCCUUCUUCGAGGCCGCCGCCGAGAAGGCCGGCCGUGCCAGUAAGAAGCUCACGACCGUCGAGUCCAUGAUUGCCGGCGCCAUCGCCGGCUCCGCGACCGUCAUCCUCACGAACCCCAUUUGGGUCAUCAACACCCGUAUGACGACCCGUAGCAGCAGCGCCAACAAGGACGGCAAAGAUGAGGAGGCCCAGACCGACAAGCCCAAGAAAGCGCCCUCCACCAUCGGCACCCUCUUGGCGCUGCUCAAGAACGAGGGCCCGCAGGCGCUCUUCUCGGGCGUCAUCCCCGCCCUGGUGCUGGUCAUCAACCCGAUCCUGCAAUACACCCUGUUCGAGCAGAUGAAGAACACGGUCGAGAAGAAGAGGAGGGUGACGCCGACCAUCGCCUUCCUUUUGGGCGCCCUCGGCAAGCUGUUCGCGACCUCGGUCACCUACCCGUACAUCACAGUCAAGAGUCAGAUGCACGUUGCCGCCGGCAACGGCGGGAAGAAGGAGGGCAUGUCUCAAGCCAUCAGCCGGGUCAUCAGGGAGGAGGGCUACGCCGGCCUGUACAAGGGUAUCGGCCCCAAGGUCACCCAGAGUGUGCUGACCGCCGCCUUCCUCUUUGCCUUCAAGGACGUUCUGUACGAGCAGACCAUCAAGCUCAGAACGAUUGCCGCUAAGAAGCGCGCGUAA